Molecule: messenger RNA, 1208 nt
Organism: Toxotes jaculatrix (banded archerfish)
Lineage: Eukaryota; Metazoa; Chordata; Actinopteri; Toxotidae
Product: transcription factor HES-1-B-like
Exons: 4
Coding region: 181-924 (247 amino acids)
Biological process (GO): regulation of transcription by RNA polymerase II; anterior/posterior pattern specification; negative regulation of neuron differentiation
Cellular component (GO): nucleus
Molecular function (GO): DNA-binding transcription factor activity, RNA polymerase II-specific; RNA polymerase II cis-regulatory region sequence-specific DNA binding; protein dimerization activity
Source: RefSeq, a predicted model, not a curated record
UUGGCGAGGAGACAGAAGUCACUUCUGAUAUUUGUCAUCGGUGAACUGAUCUGAAGUCUGCCAGGAGAAGGCGGGACUCAUUUAACUGGACUCACUUUUUUUUGUUAUUGUUGUGCAGCAUCUCUGCAACUGCAAGUGUUUACUUUCACCCUUACACUGGUUUUUAAAACAAACCUGAAGAUGCCGACCGGUACUUUGGAAAGAACGUCUCCAUCCGCUGUGGCUGCCAUUCCGUCAACUGGGGACUCCACACCCGAAAAACCCCGGACUCUGACAGAGACCAGGAAGUCCUCCAAACCGAUCAUGGAAAAACGGAGACGUGCGCGCAUCAAUGAGAGUCUGGGCCAGCUGAAGACCCUCAUCCUGGACGCACUCAAGAAAGACACUUCCAGACACUCCAAACUGGAGAAGGCAGAUAUUCUAGAGAUGACCGUGAAACACCUCAGGAACCUGCAGCGACUUCAGAUGACUGCUGCUGUGAACACAGACCCAUCUGUCCUGGGUAAAUACAGAGCUGGGUUCAGUGAGUGUAUGGGAGAGGUCACCCGUUUCCUGUCUACCUGUGAGGGGGUGAACACAGAGGUGAGGACUCGCCUCCUCAGCCACCUGGCGUCCUGCGUGACCCAGAUCAACACUGCCAACUUUUACGGACCUCACCCGGGCUCUCUUGGACUUGGCCAGACCAACGCACAGAAUCCAGCUGCUCCAGCCCCACAGAUGCCUUGCAAAAGUGGCCCAGUGAUGCAUGUUUCCCCAGAGGCGAUGAAGCUCUAUGGCGGCUUCCAGGUUGUGCCAACGCCAGAUGGACAGUUCACUUUCCUUGUUCCCAGUGCGGCUCUCAUACCUCUGAGUGCACAAAACAGCCACCACAUGUCACAUGUUGCACCUCCGGUCACCUCAGACUCUGUGUGGAGACCAUGGUAGAAAGUCAGCUCAACAGAUUGUGGGGGGGAGAUGGACUAUCACUCAAUAAUACAUAUUUUUGUACAUUUUGUAAAUGUUUUUUAAAACCUACUUGAGAGGGAUGUUUACACACAUUUGUGUUUUUUAUAUGGACAUUAGGAGAUAUUCUUGGCCUUUUUGCUCUCUGUUUUUGAUAUGGCACAAUUCAUUUGCCUCAGGAGGUCAAGGAUAUCGUUGAAAAGCUCUUGAAAAGCACUGUAUUUUUUUUUUAGAUGAAUAAAAUGUUUCUAUGAUGUUUACAAUAA